Molecule: messenger RNA, 3738 nt
Organism: Cylicocyclus nassatus
Lineage: Eukaryota; Metazoa; Nematoda; Chromadorea; Rhabditida; Strongylidae
Source: the annotation of a GenBank genome assembly
AUGGUAUCGACGCGCAUGGUGAGACAUAUAGAGCUAUACGAGAGCAUACGCGACGGAAGGCGCGGAUAUAUCGACACCUGCCACACCAUCGUAUUCGAGCACCCAUACCCUGCCCUUACGCUGGCCGACGAGCUGACCAACCUGAUGCAGAUGUUUCGCUCGCUCGUCAUCGCCCGUGGCUACGUGCCUCGUCUCUAUUAUGACGAUACGGACGCUGAUUUUGAGACCGCUGCGCUCGAUGAGCGUGCAGCCAUCCUCUCAGUGGCUUGUGUCCCAUUUGUAAUCGACAGCGACAAGCCCGAUGCCCGUUUCAAGGAGAGCUGCAUCGGAUCGACCAACUAUCUUGCCGUGGUCGAUGCCACAUCGUGCGUGAUGGCAGGCCUGCACUUCGAUCAGGACACCGUGGACUUCUGGGCGCGACAGAGCGACGAGGCCAAGGCUCAUCUCAUGAUGCAGCAGCACGUAUCUGUCCGUGAGGCCAUCGAAGGCCUUGUGCAGUAUAUCGCAGGCAUGAAGCAGGAACUCAAUGCCGACGAGGUGCGUAUCUGGUCGCAGGGCACCGACUUCGACAUACCAAAGCUGCGCUAUUGCACCUCGCGCGUACUUGGCAUUGCCGAGAAGGAUCUGCCCUGGAAAUACUUCGAGGCGUGCGACGCCCGUUCGUUCGUACUCGAAGGCCUUGCGUCUAUCUUCGGCCGCAAGCCAGGCAAGAAGCAGUACGAGGACAUCCCGCAGGACGAUGCGCCGAAGGGCAGCAAGCAUGACCCGCUCUACGACUGCCGGCGCACCAUCUACAACAAACAGUACUCUGCGUUGAUACCACUGCUUCCAUAUAUCGACCUUGAGCGCGACUGGGGUGCUCGGGAGCUCCCCGACUCCACCCCGUCGUUUCCCUCCCUCUCUAUUCAGGGAGAGGUGACGCUGCGUCCGUUGGCCGAGAACCCCGACGAGCGUGUGGUGUGGGUCAACAAGGGUAAGCUGCGCCCCGCCGUGGUGGGCGACAGCUUCGUGCGACUUGCCACCACCACACAGCUCAGCGUGAAGGAGUGCCUGCAGCAAUGCCGUAGCAACGAGGAGUGCCAUAAUACUACGAUAGACGAUGACGGAGCUGUGCAGAUGCUCGAUGCCGACCAGUGGCGUGCCAACACGGUAGUGAUUGCCGACUCACCCUUCGACGCUAUCGCUGCCCAUUCGAUGCUUGCCGCCCGUGCCCGUCGCAGGGUGGAGGGCAGCGACAAGGCUGUGCCUGACUACCUGCACUUUGCCUUCCUCUCCAACCCGAGGAAGUUCGACAAGCCUGUCACACGGCUCAAGCAGGUAGCGAUAUCUCUUAUCGUUUCGCCAGGCACCGACUUUCAGGCCUGCCAGCGCGCCUUCGCUAUCUGCAACCGCCAUUCCACCGUCCUGUUCAUGUCUAUGCCGCAGCUGGCCGAUGGCAUCGUCACGCUGCACGACUUUACCCAUCGCUACGAGCUCAGCAACGACGAGCGCGUCAAGUAUCAGGGUAGCAAGGCGAGUAUGCUCUUCGACCUGAUGGCAGGCUCGCUUACCAUCGACCCCUUCCUACGCACCGCCACCAUCGACAAGAAGACGGGCAACGAGAAGGACUACAACUUCCAGCUCCAGAUACGCUCUGCGUGGCUGCUGAUGCAGAGUCGUGGAUAUGUGCGCGUCAUCGACCCCACGCAGCCCGACAAGGUAGGCCGCUACUAUAAGGUGACGGGCAACAUCGUCGAUGAGCUCAACCGCGAGUCGCUGAUGAGCAAGUGCCUGGAGGUGCUUACCGACUAUGCCCGAUCGAAGGCCAAGUUCGGCACGCAGGACUUCGCCAAGAUGUCGCAGGCCAUCCGCACCGCCAAGACACUCUCUGCAUCUACUGCCAGCGACCUUCCAGUCAUCACCCUCGACCGCCGACAGGGCUACGGUCCGCACAUCGACCAUUUCUUCUUCCGUAACGGUGCCUUGCGCAUCACACCCGAGAAGAUUGAGCUGGUGCCAUACGACCGUCUCGGAUUCUUUGUCGAUGCGCCUGCCAUCCUGCCUUGGGACUAUACCGAGCAGGUUGCCGAGGGCAUUGCACCCUUCCGUCUUUUUGAGAACCCCGAGUAUGCCACCCGACGCCAGGCGAUUGCCGAUGCCAACCUCUCGCCCAAGGAGCGCGCCCGCCAGAACCGCGAGCUGUACGAUUGGGCUCGCCUGAACCGCUGGUGCUUUGAUCCGACUGAAACCGACUGGCAUGGAUGGUGGCCGUUUAUGAAGGUCAUCCGCUGUUAUGCCAACGAGGAAUGGGAAGAAGAAGAGGAGCUGGAGUACGAAGGCCAUCAUUUCAGCGCCGAGCAACAGCAGUUCCUUAACGGUCGUAUCAUCAACCUGCUCAGCACCAUCGGUCGUAUCGUCUAUCGUUACCGCACGCCUAACUUCCUGCACUACAUGAUGGAGAAUGCCGUCAGCUCGGAGGGUGUUGCGCAGGGUGGUUCGGGCAAGUCGAUGCUGGUCAAUACCUUCAUUGCUUGUGUGCGCAAUGUGCUGAGCGUAGAUAGUAAGAAGCUCAACUCGCGUGACGACAUAGAGACCUCCGUUGUAUUCAACGCCUUCCGUCCUGGCUAUCACGACAUCGUGCAUGUCGAGGACUACGAGCGCGACAUCAAGCGCUUCUAUAACUACGUGACCGGCAACUUUGAGUUCCGUAAGUUCCACACCAACGAGACCGUCGUACACUCCGACGAGGCUCCUGCCAUCGUCAUCACAUCGAACUAUGCCAUCAAGGACGGCAUGGACGACUCAAGCGCAGGCCGCCUGAACCUCUGCGGUUUCUCGCACUACUUCCACCGCGAGAAUGAGAACCUCAAUCUCGUGCAGCGCGGCUUCGAUACCGUCAUGCCCGACUUCUCGACCAAGGCCGAAUACCUCACCGCGCAGGACCGAUCGCAGAUCAUCUAUGUCUGUGCCCUUGCCGUGCAGUUCGUCAUGGGUGUAAAGGACAAGAUACUUGCUCCUGCCCGCAACCUGAAGGAGCGCAAUCUGCGCACCGCGCUCGGCGACUCGUUCUUCGAUUGGGCAAGCGACUUCUUCUCCAAGCCCUAUAACCUUGGCGUGCCUAUCGACUUCCAGACCAUCUUUCAGGACUACAUCGAACUCUCCGACAGCUCGGAGGACAAGCAGAACAAGUUCUCGCCCAAGGCCUUCACACAGCGACUGCAGACCUACUGCCAGAACAAUGACCUGGUGUAUAUGCCCGAGGUGGCAUACCGUUCGAGCACCGACCGCCAGCGCCACUCGCUCACCAUCCGCUGCUGGGUCAAGAAGCGAUACUUCGAUGACCCGAAGCUCUGGGACGGUCGCCUCAAGGUUGUGCGUGAGCUUACACUCUCGCGCAAGGCCGUGGUCUUCUACCCCAUCGACAAGGUACCGAAGACCUACGGUGAGGUCGAGGCCGAGUUUAUCCGCUUCUGGGAUCGCCCCGACCCCGAACCUGUGCUUGACGAGGUGGGCAAUCCCGUCACCGUCAGCGCCGAGGAGCGUCAGGAGUGGAACGAGUACAUCGCCCGUCGGCGCGGCAAGUCGUCAUACGAGAUCGCGAUGGAGCGCUCAGGUGCCGCGCCAGCCCCAUCCUCCCCCGCCGCCCCCCUCUCCUGCCCCGCAGGCAGCACCUGUCAAUGGCAGCGUGAAUAUGUCGGGCAACAGCCUUUUCGACAAUCCCAACGGCGAGGCAGUACCAUUCUGACCGAUAGCAUAUAA